GUCGGCGACAACCCGAUUCGGAAGUUGAUUAUUUAUCUAUAAACCCUUGUCCUGAACUUUUUUUUUUUUUUGGUUUUUUUUUGGAAUUCUAAACACAUCUUCUUUACGUUUCCUCGGAGUUCUCCUUCUGGGAACAGCAAUUUUCGACAGACUCAUUUGUAACUGAUUGAUCCAGUAGUCACUGCAGCAGCAAGACCAGAAGAGGGAGGGAGGAAGAUGGGGAGUGCGACCGAACAAUCAGUAAUGGGAGUAAUCAGGGCUGCGAGGCCUUCUUUCCGUAACGCUCACGACAAGGCAGCUUUCGCCGUUCACGCCUCUUUCCUUGCGUCCGGCUUUAUUCUUCACGCUACCGGUCCGCCCGCCUUUUCCGAUGACGUUCUUUCGUCCACUUCCACCGAGGAAGUGGGCAUUGAGCAUUGGAAUGAAUUUGAUGAUAGUUACGCAUUCGUCUAUUCGAAUCCCGAUAAGGGUUCCCAGAAAAUUCUGGUGAAGUGUCUAGCUAUGAAUGACAAAUUGCUUGUUGAUGCUAUGGCGGAAGGUGAUUCUGAGCCUGUCCAUCUUGAAAUCAAUGUUCCGGACUACGUAGCAGAGGAUGGAGGAAAUAAUUAUACUACAAUGUUCAAGAAUAUUGGGAAGCUGGUGAGAGAUGUUGAUAAAGAAAUUUUGGGCAAACUUGUUCGGUCUCCUACAGCAAGCUCCUCGGCUCAUAAUUCAAGUGCGAAAAGCAGAGUUCCAGAGGGAGAUGAAUCCAAGUCUGACCAACCUAGCCCAAGAGUUUCUGAACCAGACGAGCCUUCCAUUUUUAACCCGCCAAAUCCAAGUUUUAUUGUUCCUCCAGUACCUGGUAGUGGGGGCGAUGAUCUCUUUCCUGGUCCUGGUGCAGGAGUUUACCCUAGGGGCAAUUUUGGUGGACCUGGCAGCAUGCUUAUAGGACCAAAUGAUCCUCGGUGGUUUGGCUCUGGUAACGAACCUCCUCAUUUCCCUGGAGGACCACAACCGGGUGUCCCUCCUGGUGCUCGUUUUGAUCCAUAUGGCCCACCUGGUGUUCCGGGUUUUGAGCCUAAUCGCUUUAUUAGGCAUCCAAGACGACCUGGGGGUGGGACUCAUCCAGACUUGGAGCACUUUGGGGAUGGCUCUGAUAUUAUAUAAGAUUUGGACUGAGUCGAAGUUGUUUUUCUUCAUUUUUGCCCGCUUGUCUUUACAUAAAAUCUCAGACGUUAUUGUGACUGUUUAGCUGUAAAUUUGUUCAAUCCAGGAUUGUUGAGUUGUGAAUUUCACUACAGUUUUUAGUCAA
Messenger RNA from Coffea eugenioides, 1294 nucleotides. RefSeq names its product probable proteasome inhibitor. Lineage: Eukaryota; Viridiplantae; Streptophyta; Magnoliopsida; Gentianales; Rubiaceae. Gene Ontology annotation, molecular function: endopeptidase inhibitor activity; proteasome binding. Gene Ontology annotation, biological process: proteasome-mediated ubiquitin-dependent protein catabolic process. The record is from RefSeq and is a predicted model, not a curated record. Bases 217 to 1149 code for a protein of 310 amino acids. The transcript is spliced from 9 exons.